Molecule: messenger RNA, 1917 nt
Organism: Corylus avellana
Lineage: Eukaryota; Viridiplantae; Streptophyta; Magnoliopsida; Fagales; Betulaceae
Source: RefSeq, a predicted model, not a curated record
AUGAGCACAAUACCACUCUUCCUUUGCAGCCAUAUCUUCUUUCUUCUUUUCCUUAGUCUUCGAUGUUCUUCCCAAAAGACCUGCCCAAACUGUGGCUCCAUUCAAGUCCCAUAUCCUCUAAGCACAAACCCUAACUGCGGUGACCUGGAUUACUCUCUCCGUUGCGAUCCCGGCUCUCAGAAAAUUUAUUUUGACUCCCUAAAUGGAAGUUCUUAUCUUGUACUCGGCAUCAUGGCCGCAUCUCAACGGAUGGUGGUGCAACCAUCGGCGUGGCUGCCUGACAGAUGUGUUACUCAAGACAUGCUGGUGAGUGAAGGCCUCUGGUUGAACCAAUCUCUCCCUUUCAAAGUCACUUCAUCCAACACCAUCUUCCUCUUCAACUGUUCACCUCGGCUUUUUGUAUCUCCUCUCAAUUGCACUCCUUCCAGUCUCUGUCACCGUUACUUGGAGAGCUCAAAACAAGUCGAUAGUAAGCGAGCACUUCAAUGUGCAAGUGCUCUUGACCCUUGUUGCACCUUUGUUGCGGGUGGGAUGCCUUCAGCAUACAAGAUACGGCUUCACAGUUCAGGUUGUAGAGCUUUCAGAAGCAUCCUUCAUUUGGAUCCUGAGAAGCCUGCUGAUCAAUGGGAAGCAGGGUUGGAAAUUCAAUGGGCUCCCCCACCGGAACCAGCAUGUAAAACACAAGUCGAUUGCUCUGGUGCUUCCAAGUGUUUACCUGCCGGUAUAAAUGGCCGCCUCCGGUGUCUUUGCAAUAAGGGACACCUUUGGGACCAUGGUCUUGGAACUUGCUUGAGAAAGAAGAAAAACACUAAAGUUGGCCUCAGCUUAAAGGUCUCCAUAGGGGUAAUCUCUUUUUUCUCUCUAGCAGUAGCAAUAACUGCUAUCAGAGUCAAAAGAUACUGCAGACUCUCCAACCUAGAAAAGGUGGCCAAGGCAAGAGAGGAGAUGUUGAAGUCAAGUAAUGGUGGGAAAUCUGCCAGGAUGUUUCAUUUGAAAGAGAUGAAGAGAGCAACAAAUAAUUUCUCCAGAGACAGGAUUUUAGGGAGUGGUGGUUUUGGGGAAGUCUACAAAGGUGAGCUUCAAGAUGGGACCAUUGUGGCAGUCAAGUCAGCAAGAGUUGGCAACGUUAAAAGCACCCAACAAGUUCUCAAUGAAGUGGGGAUACUGUCUCAAGUCAACCACAAAAACCUAGUUAGACUGUUGGGUUGCUGCGUGGAAGGGGAGCAGCCAUUGAUGAUCUACGAGUACAUCUCAAAUGGAACCCUCUAUGACCAUUUACAUGGCAAGUUUUCCACUUUCCUGGACUGGAAAACGAGGCUGAGAAUUGCAUUACAAACUGCUGAAGCAUUGGCUUAUCUACACAAUGCUGCAUACACUCCCAUCUACCAUCGAGAUGUCAAGUCCACAAACAUACUAUUGGAUGAUGAGUUCAAUGCAAAAGUUGCAGAUUUUGGGCUCUCCAGAUUGGCUCACCCAGGGCUGAGCCAUGUAUCAACCUGUGCUCAAGGAACGUUGGGGUACUUGGAUCCAGAAUACUAUCGCAACUAUCAGUUAUCUGAUAAAAGUGAUGUUUAUAGUUAUGGGGUCGUGCUGCUUGAGCUUCUGACCUCCCAGAAGGCAAUUGAUUUUUCGCGCCAUCAAGAUGAUGUCAACCUAGCCACUUAUGUGAGCCAAAGGGUCAUCAAUGGUGCAAGCAUGGAAGUUGUGGAUCAGCGGCUUCUCGGCAAGGAGCCGUUGGGUGAUAUACUGACAAGCAUAAAGCUCUUGUUAGAGCUUGCACUUUCCUGUUUGAGAGAGAAGAAGGGGGAUAGGCCUGGAAUGAAGGGUGUUGUUCAAGAACUGCAAUGCAUAAUCCAAAUUGUUGAUCAAGAAGAGUUAAAGGUGGUGGAAAUGAUUCCAAGAGGAUGCUUAUUCUAA